Messenger RNA from Darwinula stevensoni, 349 nucleotides. The record is from the annotation of a GenBank genome assembly. Lineage: Eukaryota; Metazoa; Arthropoda; Ostracoda; Podocopida; Darwinulidae.
AAGAGGGAGCAGCCCUUUUUUUCGCGGCCUUGCCCCCUCAAGGGGCUAGUUACAGUGGUAUCUCUUCGUGGACGAACGUCGGGAGUGUGGUGGAUACCAUAGUGGCAUAAUGGAGGAAUCGCAGAGGGGAGAGAUCCUCUCUCAAAUGAGGAUUUUCCUCACUGACAAUUCUCCUUCUGGUUCUCUUAUCCUCCCUAUUCAUCGAGCCACUCAGCUCCUUCGAAACGAUGACUUCCUGGAGAAGUUCUUCUUGUUGUUUGCCCGGAAGUCCAAGACGGAUGAGUCAGAGCCAGAGGCCAUUCGACAGACCGAGUGGAUCCGUCUCCUCAAGUCAAACAUCAUCACGUAA